ACCCCACCUCCCAAACUCAGAUAAGCUAUGCACAUCCUGACAGGCUCAUGUCUAAUCUGUUCUUAGAAACCUUCACUGAAGAAGACUUCACAACCUCCGUAAGUAGUCUAAUCUGCUGCCUGUCUACACUGUUCACAAGUCUAAACUGAUGCCUGAACUAAGCCUGUAGUUUCUUCAUGCUCCUAUUCUGUCAAGAGCGUAACACGUGUAAGAUGUGUCCCUCCCUCCCCACAAGUGGCCAUGCAUUCCUGCCUCCCUUUGAGCCCUGAUGUUUAUUUAUGCCAAUUCAGCAGUUUUUUCCUCUGACUAUAAAUCAGACUGGUGAAAUAGCAUGUUUUUAUUUAAAGGCAAGACUUUUUUUUUUUUUUUUUUUUUUGAGCACUUCAUUUUGCAGGUCCAGUUUAGAGCACAGCCAUGUGAAGAGCUGAAUCAGCAUAACUGAGAGAAGAGAAAUCUCCAAGGACAAACUGGAACAAGUGGCUAAAUGUAGAAAAGGCUCAGCAAGUUGUACACCAUUUCAGCAGAGAUGUCUGAUCUUUCGAUCUGCAUACCUGGAGUUGCUUUAUCCCUUGACUGGUCUUUUCAGUAACCACUAAAGACUUCUUGAACACUGGGACAGAUGAGUUAAAUUCUUCCUGAAUGUUCUUCAUCAAAAGUAGAUGUACUGGACUUUCUGGAUGUGCAUAAGGACACAAAGACUGAAGAAGUCCUGAAGAUUGAUGGAGGGCCAUGCUAUUCAAACAGCAGGCGUUGCUGAGACAGAAGCUCUUUGUGCUAGGCAGCCUUGCUAUUGGAAGUCUCCUAUAUCUAGUUGCCAGAGUUGGGAGCUUGGAUAGACUGCAGCCCCUCUGCCCCAUCGAUGGUCGAUUUGGACCCCGCGGCCAGGACGAAAUCCCCCUGCGAGCUCUGCAGUUCAAGCGAGGGCUGCUCCACGAAUUCCGAAAGGGCAAUGCCACCAAGGAACAAAUACGACUGCACAAUCUGGUUCAGCAGCUUCCCAAGGCCAUUAUCAUUGGGGUGCGGAAAGGAGGCACCCGAGCACUACUGGAGAUGCUGAACCUUCACCCCGCAGUGGUCAAAGCUUCUCAAGAGAUUCACUUCUUUGACAAUGAUGAGAACUAUGCCAAGGGGAUUGAGUGGUACCGGAAAAAAAUGCCUUUUUCUUACCCUCAUCAAAUAACAAUUGAGAAAAGCCCUGCGUAUUUUAUCACCGAGGAAGUACCUGAAAGGAUUUACAAAAUGAACUCAUCUAUCAAAUUAUUGAUCAUUGUCAGGGAACCUACCACAAGAGCUAUUUCUGAUUACACUCAGGUGCUGGAAGGUAAGGAAAGAAAGAACAAAACUUACUACAAAUUUGAGAAGCUGGCUAUUGAUCCUAAUACCUGCGAAGUGAACACUAAGUAUAAGGCAGUGAGAACCAGCAUCUACACAAAACAUCUGGAGAGAUGGUUAAAAUACUUCCCAAUCGAGCAGUUUCAUAUCGUGGACGGAGACCGGCUUAUCACAGAACCACUGCCAGAACUCCAGCUGGUCGAGAAGUUCCUAAAUCUUCCUCCGAGGAUAAGUCAGUACAAUUUAUACUUCAAUGCCACCAGAGGGUUUUACUGCUUGCGAUUUAACAUUGUCUUUAACAAGUGCCUGGCGGGUAGCAAGGGACGCAUCCAUCCAGAGGUGGAUACCUCUGUCAUUACCAAAUUGCGCAAGUUCUUUCAUCCUUUUAAUCAAAAAUUCUACCAGAUCACUGGGAGGACAUUUAACUGGCCCUAAACUAAACUUCAUACAACAUUUUCUGUUGCACCUGAGACAUGCAAUAAAUGUCUCUGCUAAAAUAUGCACUUUUCAUAGACACAGCUAUGAAAGUAAGUUUUUUCAUGCAUACGUGUACAUAUGCAGUGUGUGACCAAAUAUACGGUGGGAUCAAUUUUUUCUACAGAAUAGUAACUAACAUAAAUUUACUGUCAGCAUAGUGGCAUCUUUUAAGAUAUAAUAAAGGGAAAGGAGGUAUUUAGGGAAAUAAAGUCAGACACCGUUAAAAGGGUCAGUGUUCCUCUCACUUAGUGAAGUGUUUAUGUGACAUACUUAUUGAUCUAAGCAGAAAGUUAGUUAUGCCAUAAAAAUUCAUGUCAAAAGUCUGUGAAACUGUGAGAAAGCAUAAUCUUCAGGCUAUAUUUGGUAUGUAUAUUGCUAAAGGAAUACUGACACUUUAAACACAGUGCUGAAUUUUUACAAUGAGAGUGGAUAGUACUAUUUUCUUAUUAUUUGAAAUGAAUAUCUUAUCUCAUACAAACUACAUUGUUUCAGAGUUCCUGUGGUGAGUUUGCACUAUUGUUUUAUUGUAUGGACCAUAGUGUCACUUGUAGCAUGUCAAUCAUGUGUCAAAAAAGGUCAAAUAAUUUUUUCUUCUAUGCUUGUGUGUCGACAAAGCUAAACAUCGUGUACAUAGUGUACAAUGUUUGUAAAUACUGGUUUCACACUAAGUAAUUCUAUUUUGUAAACUGAAUAUGGCUAUUUAAUUUAUUGUGAAAAUUAAAUUUAUUGUGGUAUUUAAAAAUGGAAUGGAUUAAAAUUACCUAUAUGUGCAA
This is a messenger RNA of Harpia harpyja (harpy eagle), 2582 nucleotides long. It is a transcript of the gene HS3ST5, whose product is annotated as heparan sulfate-glucosamine 3-sulfotransferase 5. Lineage: Eukaryota; Metazoa; Chordata; Aves; Accipitriformes; Accipitridae. Gene Ontology annotation, molecular function: [heparan sulfate]-glucosamine 3-sulfotransferase activity. Bases 730 to 1767 code for a protein of 345 amino acids. The record is from RefSeq and is a predicted model, not a curated record. The transcript has 4 exons.